Molecule: messenger RNA, 2597 nt
Organism: Mesoplodon densirostris (Blainville's beaked whale)
Lineage: Eukaryota; Metazoa; Chordata; Mammalia; Artiodactyla; Ziphiidae
Gene: KLHL9
Product: kelch like family member 9
Exons: 2
Coding region: 538-2391 (617 amino acids)
Biological process (GO): protein ubiquitination; regulation of cytokinesis
Cellular component (GO): Cul3-RING ubiquitin ligase complex
Molecular function (GO): cullin family protein binding; ubiquitin-protein transferase activity
Source: RefSeq, a predicted model, not a curated record
CUCCUAGCCCGGGGGAUCGUGGGAGCAGGCCUUUCCGGAAGGACCGGUUUGGCGUCGGGGCCUCGGCCCGUGUUGCAGACCCGUGUUCCAGGCCCUUGCUCCAGGACGGGCCCGUAGCCGCGGCGACGGUCUAAGGACAGCGGAGGGCGCGGCGGGCCGCUCGCUGAGGUGCCCGGCUUCGCCGCCGAGCGAGCCGCCGGGCCGCAGGACGUGGCGUACCUCCCCCUUGGCCCGGAGCGGAACUGCGGGAGGAGCGGCAACGCAGGCCGGACGAGGUGAACCGGGUCACUAAACUGCCUUCAGGUGAUGAAUCAUCUACAUAAUAAUCAGAUUUGGGGUCCACAUCCCUCUGUGGUCCUGCUAUAGAACAAUUUUCAGAGAGUGACUGGUGUGUUCUGAGGUGUGCCACAGUGACUGUUUGCCCUUGAUAAGGAAAGCAAGCUCUCUUGCUCUUGGGACAUCCUCGUUUCCUUUAAAGCUUUCAGGUCAUAACCUCUUUGGCCGGCAUACAUCUUUGUGCAAGAGGAAGGCUUUCACAUGAAAGUGUCUCUUGGUAACGGUGAAAUGGGCGUCUCCGCCCAUUUACAGCCUUGCAAGGCAGGAACCACGCGUUUUUUUACCAGCAAUACUCACAGUUCGGUGGUUUUGCAAGGCUUUGAUCAGCUUAGAAUAGAAGGAUUGCUUUGUGACGUGACCCUGGUACCAGGUGAUGGAGAUGAAAUCUUCCCUGUUCAUAGAGCUAUGAUGGCGUCUGCUAGUGAUUAUUUCAAGGCUAUGUUCACAGGUGGAAUGAAAGAACAAGAUUUAAUGUGCAUUAAGCUUCAUGGGGUGAACAAAGUUGGUCUGAAGAAAAUAAUUGAUUUUAUUUAUACUGCAAAACUUUCUCUUAAUAUGGACAAUCUUCAGGACACACUUGAAGCUGCCAGCUUUUUACAAAUUUUACCUGUUUUAGACUUCUGUAAAGUGUUUCUUAUCUCAGGAGUCUCUUUAGAUAACUGUGUUGAAGUUGGACGAAUUGCUAACACCUACAAUCUUAUAGAAGUAGAUAAAUAUGUCAAUAAUUUCAUCCUGAAGAAUUUUCCUGCAUUAUUGAGUACUGGGGAGUUUCUAAAACUCCCUUUUGAACGGCUUGCCUUUGUGCUUUCCAGCAAUAGUCUUAAGCACUGUACUGAACUUGAGCUUUUCAAGGCUGCCUGUCGCUGGCUAAGGUUGGAAGAUCCUCGGAUGGAUUAUGCUGCAAAAUUAAUGAAGAAUAUUCGAUUUCCACUGAUGACACCACAGGAUCUCAUCAAUUAUGUGCAGACAGUAGAUUUCAUGAGAACAGACAAUACCUGUGUGAAUUUGCUUUUGGAAGCUAGCAAUUACCAAAUGAUGCCAUAUAUGCAGCCAGUGAUGCAGUCAGAUAGAACUGCCAUUAGAUCUGACUCAACCCACCUGGUUACAUUAGGAGGCGUUUUGAGGCAGCAGCUGGUUGUCAGUAAAGAAUUACGGAUGUAUGAUGAAAGGGCGCAAGAGUGGAGAUCUUUAGCCCCCAUGGAUGCUCCUCGUUACCAGCAUGGCAUUGCUGUCAUUGGAAACUUUCUUUAUGUAGUGGGUGGUCAAAGUAAUUAUGAUACAAAAGGAAAAACUGCCGUUGAUACAGUUUUCAGAUUUGACCCUCGGUAUAAUAAAUGGAUGCAGGUUGCUUCAUUAAAUGAAAAGCGCACGUUUUUCCACUUGAGUGCUCUCAAAGGACAUUUGUAUGCCGUUGGUGGGCGAAGUGCAGCUGGUGAGCUGGCCACAGUAGAGUGUUACAAUCCAAGAAUGAAUGAGUGGAGCUAUGUUGCAAAAAUGAGUGAACCCCACUAUGGCCAUGCUGGAACAGUGUAUGGAGGCUUAAUGUAUAUUUCAGGAGGAAUUACUCAUGAUACUUUCCAAAACGAGCUCAUGUGUUUUGACCCUGAUACAGACAAAUGGACUCAGAAGGCUCCAAUGACUACAGUCAGAGGUCUGCAUUGCAUGUGUACAGUUGGAGACAAGCUCUAUGUCAUUGGUGGCAAUCACUUCAGAGGAACAAGUGAUUAUGAUGAUGUUCUAAGCUGUGAAUACUAUUCACCAACCCUUGACCAGUGGACACCAAUUGCUGCCAUGUUAAGAGGUCAGAGUGAUGUCGGAGUUGCCGUCUUUGAAAAUAAAAUCUAUGUCGUAGGUGGAUAUUCUUGGAAUAAUCGUUGUAUGGUAGAAAUUGUCCAGAAAUAUGACCCAGAAAAGGAUGAGUGGCAUAAAGUUUUUGACCUUCCAGAGUCCCUUGGUGGCAUUCGAGCUUGUACUCUCACAGUUUUUCCACCUGAAGAAAACCCUGGGUCACCUUCCAGAGAAUCACCUCUGUCAGCACCUUCAGAUCAUUCUUAGGACCAAGGUGUAAAAUACCUUUGCAGUGCAUCAUGGAUGAUCCCAUACUUCCCCUUCAGUUGUAUCUUCUUACAUUGAUUGGUACAGUUAUUAGAUAAAAAGACAAAAUAUACUCCUACAGAAAAUUUCAUUCAAAACUACAGAAGCAUACUAUCAGAAGUAAAACCAACGUUCUAUCCGCAGCUCAACGAUUGAAAGACCUUAGG